GAGAGAGAGAGAGAGAGAGAGAGAGAUGGCAAGGUGGUAUGUCGUACGUGUUAGUUCUUGCACUGACUGUGAUGAACACUAGUGCUAGGAAUGUACCCAGUGACGCUGGUUUAGACGACCAAAAGAACUUCAUUACAUAUGGUGGGGUUGGCGGUUUUGCUGGUGCCGGUGGGCUCACUGGCAUUGGUGGACUACCGGUACUUGGCGGUGUUGGUGGAGUCGGUGGUGGGGUUGGUGGCAUUGGUGGAAUCGGUGGUGGAGUGGGUGGACUCGGUGGUGUUGGUGGUGCAACUGGAGUCGGUGGGGUUGGUGGGUUGGGUGGUGUUGGUGGUGGCGUUGGUGGUGCUGGUGGAAUUGGCGGAGCCGGUGGCAUUCUUCCUUGAUUUGGUUGGAUCAUGGGCUAAAUGCAUGUGUGCGCGUUCUCGAGCUAAAAACGUUUUAUUUUGGUAGUUCUGUGAUAGAAUAUGUAUAAGUUAUGUUUUUAGUAUUGUGUUUGUAUUAUGUUUCAAGUUCAUGUUUUAUUAAGCUUAAUUAGUUAAGAGAAGUAGCUAUUAUAUAUGUUUUAUUUCUGGUACAACAUUUUCCAUGCAUCCAUGUCAUUCUCAAUACAUGGCACGUGAGGAUCAUAUCAAAAUCUACUAUUUUUACGAUUCCAA
This is a messenger RNA of Magnolia sinica, 656 nucleotides long. Its product is annotated as glycine-rich protein 5-like. NCBI's taxonomy places the organism in Eukaryota, Viridiplantae, Streptophyta, Magnoliopsida, Magnoliales, Magnoliaceae. The record is from RefSeq and is a predicted model, not a curated record. The transcript has a single exon. Bases 39 to 383 code for a protein of 114 amino acids.